AUGGAGGAAGAGGUUAUUGUGGAAGAACAACAUGGUUAUGUUGUUGAAGAUGGUGACACAGUGGAAGUAGAAGACGUCCUAAUGGAUGACGAAGAGGAAGAGGGGAAUGUUGAGGAAGAAAAUGUAGAGAGGGGUGAGGAACAACCUUAUGUUCAUGAGGAAGAGGAAGAGGAAGAGGAAGAGGAAGAGCAAGAGCAAGAAGGUAAUGUGGUUGAGGGCGAAGUGUUGGAAAAUGUGGACGAUAGUAAAGAGGAAAGAAUGGCAAAUGAUGAUGAUGGGUUUGGGAUGGAGAAUGAGAGGGUGGAGGAAGAGAUAAGAAAUAUCAAUCCUAUUUUGGAUAGGGGGAGUAGAAUGAAAAAGAGGAAGAAAACUGUUAGGAGAAGAAUCCAAGAUAGUGAGGGGUCAUUUAUGAUUAACGAAGAAGUUGGAGAGCAUGGGAUAAAUGAAGAUUACAAUACAGAUGAGUUGUCUUCAAAUGUAGAUAAUGAUGAGCCUGUGAGUGAGAAUAAGAGGCAGUUUCCAAAGUAUAGAGCAGAUGAUAUGACCAAGAGCUUCAAAUUUAAAUUGGAGAUGGAGUUUAAGUCUUUGAAAGAUUUUAAAAGUGCGCUAUAG
Messenger RNA from Vigna umbellata (rice bean), 612 nucleotides. NCBI's taxonomy places the organism in Eukaryota, Viridiplantae, Streptophyta, Magnoliopsida, Fabales, Fabaceae. The record is from RefSeq and is a predicted model, not a curated record.